AUGCAUAAUAUGCAUCUUACAUUGGUUCGUUCAUACAUGUACGAUCUGCACGGUUGUCAGUAGUCGAGUCAGUCAUGUCAGCUGUGUGCAUGUGGGCGAAGAUGGAUACCGUCUGAAAACCGCUUACUCUGUCCGUGUUCACCUUUUUAAAGUUUUUGUCCAUCUUUUCUUAAAGCUGAAUCCUCUUGAUUGCUGGUAACUUGGAAUUGUACUGAAAGCAGCUACCCUGUAACGUCAAGAUAUGGGGCAUUUUAGGACUGUGAUUGGGCUGAGAUGUGUGAUUUUGUGGCCCGUUGUAGUCGCCGCCACGUUGCUGUCAGUUGCAGUGACAACAAAACCAGCACAUGCAUUUGAGUUUGUGGACCAGCCUCGGAGCAGGGAUUCGUUGGAAGGGAGGAACACAAUCCUUCAGUGCAGCGUCGACGACGACACAAACGUUGAAUUCAAAUGGACGCUAGAAGGCGAAGAUAUACAAGAUGAUGACCGCCGGUCUGUGACUGACGGGGACUUGACCAUUACAAGAGUGGACAGAGUGUUGGACUUAGGGGAGUUUCGUUGCGUGGCCACCAAUACGGUGACCUCGGAAAGUAAAACCAGUGAUCCCGCUGAGCUAAAUAUAAUAUGGAUACAACCCUCUGCCAAAGUCACCUUGAAGUCUCCGGACUCCCUGGACCUGAUUAAGGAAGGAAGCCGGGUCACUCUCAACUGCAAAGUGGACGGCAACCCUCCGCCGGACAUAGUCUGGUACCGGGACAAAGUUCGGCUUGAAGCUGAUGAGAACAUUGAGCUGACGCGUAGCAGGCUGCGGCUCCGCAGUGCCAGCACAGAGGACAGCGGCGUCUACUCUUGUAUUGGGCAGAACCGGGCUGGGCAAGCCUGGAGCUCAGGCGGAAACCUUACCCUGACCAUUCUGGAUGCCGACUUUCCCAUCAACCAAGAGUCACCAGAGGAUGUGCUAGCAGUUGUCGGGACGUCGGCACAGUUCCGGUGCUCCUUUUCUGGCAACCCAAACCCAGACAUAGAAUGGUAUUUCCGUCGGUCGAACGAGGGGAACAACGUGGUGCAUCUGGCAAAUGGGACGAGCACCAGGAUCUUUCCAGAUGGCACUCUCCACAUCGGCGACAUCAUGCUGACUGAUGAAGGCACUUACAUCUGCAUUGGGAGGAAUGAAGUCGGAGAGGCUGACGUCGAGGCCCAGCUUGUCGUAGCAAAAGUGGAAGAUCUUCCCAACCUUGGCACUCGGAUGGUCCCCGACGGUGAACCUCUAUCAGUCAACUGCACCUACCCCUACGGCGAGACGGGGGGCAUGCCCACACCCCAGAUCAGCUGGCUGGACCAGUCCAAAGCCCCCAUCAGUGUUAACCCAGAUGACAGGGUCCACACCGUAGGGGGGACAUUACUAGUCUUCAACCGUCUGGUGGAAGCUGACAAUGGCAACUACACAUGCAAGGCAGUCAACUCCGCUGGAGAGAAGACUACUCAACUUGGUGUCGUUGUUGCAACUGUCCCUGAAUUCACCGUGCGGCCUCAGGACACGGCGGAGAAGGAGAUGACGGAUGCUUGGCUGCACUGUCAGGCAGACGGGAACCCCAAACCGCAGAUACGAUGGUUGAAGAAGGAUAAUUCCGAGUUGCAGGACAGUAGAUUUGUUACGUUGGACAACGGAACACUACACAUCCGAAACCUUAUGAUGAGUGAUGAGGGUGUUUUGUUGUGUCAGAUUGCGACAAUUGCAGGCAGUGAUGUUGCUAAGGCCACACUAUCUGUCAUACCGGUCCUGAAGUUCUCCCCGCCACCAAACAGCAAGCCCCUGGAGCGGAAUGAGGACUCCAAGAUGGUCUGCCGGGCCACGGCCCGCACCCCGCCCAUCAUCCGCUGGUUCAAGUUGCCUGACCGGCUGGCCAGAUGGGACGACCACAUCAACGAGACAGACGGCAAGCUCAGCUUCCACCCGGCUAAGAAGAGCGACGCUGGCCGGUACAUGUGCGUAGCCACGGCUGGCAAUGAAGUCAUCAAUAUCACGGUCACAAUUGACGUCUUCGAACGUCCCAAAUUCACCAUCCUUCCCAAGAACAUGACGGGCUAUGAGGGCUACUCUCUGAUCAUGGACUGCCAGGCUAAGGGCGACCCGCUCCCACGCAUUACCUGGUUGGGUAUCGCCCCGGCCAAGGUAGAAGCCCCUCACAUGAUCAAGCUGGAUAACGACUCACUCCUAAUUGAUGAGAUCAAGGCCUCGGACGCAGGCAACUACCAGUGCAUCGCUGGCAGCGACGCGGGGCUGAGCAACCAGGAGAUCACGCUGACUGUCAAAAAGGGAACCCCACCAGGUUCCACCCCAUUCACCCCUCAGCUGAUGCACCGCACCAUCGCCAUCGCGGUGGGCUGCGCCCUGGCCUAUAUCAUCCUAGUCGUGGGGCUGAUGUGGUGGUGUCGGCAGCGACGACGCAAGCAGCGACGCCUGAUGAAGGAAGAAGCAGCAGCUGCAGAAGCCGCUGCGGCCCUAGGCCCCGGGGCAGCGGGCGCCGACGGGGAAGUGGCUAAGCUGAACGGCAGCUUGCCCCACCCGCAGGCUAAGACCUACCACGACGAGGAGCAGAAGGCAGCGGCGGGCAUGAGCAACGGUGACAUGGCCAUGAGUCCGCUGACGAAAGGUGCAGCGGGAAGGAGAGGCAGUUAUGACAAGCUGCAGUUCCCGCGCCACGACCUGCAGACACUUGUUGUCAUUGGCCAUGGCUCGUAUGGGGAGGUGUUCCUGGCCCGGGCGGUGGGCAUCACGGAAGGCGUGGAGGCCACCACAGUCAUGGUCAAGGCCUUGCAGAGCAAGAACGAGAGCCAACAGAUGGACUUCCGACGAGAGAUGGACAUGUUGAGCAAACUGUGCCACGAGAACGUGGUCAAGCUGCUGGGCAUGUGCAGGGAGGCUGAGCCACAACUCAUGAUCUCUGAGUAUCUGGAGUGGGGAGACCUGAAGCAGUACCUGCAUGCCACCCGCGGCGAGAACGGUACAACCAAUGUACCGCCACCUUUCACCCUGGCCCAGAAGCUGGAUGUAAUCAACCAGGUGGCCAUGGGCAUGGAGCACCUUGCCAGUCACCGCUUCAUCCACGGUGACUUUGCUGCCCGCAACUGCCUACUCAGCCCGGCCAUGGAGACCAAAGUCAGCCUGAUGAGCGUCAGCCGGGACCUGUACCGGGCCGAGUACCACGAGUACAAGCAGAAGCUGGUGCCCGUGCGCUGGAUGCCGGCCGAGGCCAUCUUCGAGGACGAGCUGUCCACCAAGAGCGACGUCUGGGCCUACGGCGUCUUUGUCUGGGAGGUCUUUGCCCAGGGCGAGCUGCCCUACAAGACCCUGGACAACGACGCCCUCAUGAGGGCGCUGUUGGACGGCAACCUGACGCUGGAGACGCCGGCCGGCACUCCGGAUGAGGUGGAGAUCCUGAUGCACCGCUGCUGGGCUGAGAGUGCCAAGGAGCGUUACUCCUUCAGCGAUAUCGUCUUGGCGUUGCAGAAUAUAUCACCUGAUAGCAGUGUGUGAGAAACACAUACAACAGACUGUCCCCCGGGGACUCUCUAGAGAGCUCACGCUGACAUGCACAAUCAAAUUCUUAACCAAAUCCCUACACGAAUCAGCACAAAAAGGCGAGCUGCGUCAUUAAUUCAUGUGUUUCUCAAGACUUGCAAUUUUAGAGAGUAACUAGUUCUUGACAGUUUUAGAAGGUACAUGUUUGGUUUCAAAUGUUGUUUGUUGUUGCAAACUACAUACAAUAGUUGAUCCUCACUUCAAUGGUGUGCAGAGACAGGCUAAUUGAUGUAUGAACUUUUGAGAAACCAAAAUUUGCUUUUGUAGUUGACAUAGUUCUCUGUCUCCUCUUUCCCCUCCAAAUCCACACUGUGCCUAACCAGUUCAUGCAUUUUAAGUGAUUGUGUGUCUUAAACACAAGGCACUUGCAAGUGUAAAAUUAAACUAAGACCUACU
Molecule: messenger RNA, 3976 nt
Organism: Patiria miniata (bat star)
Lineage: Eukaryota; Metazoa; Echinodermata; Asteroidea; Valvatida; Asterinidae
Product: inactive tyrosine-protein kinase 7-like
Exons: 13
Coding region: 242-3535 (1097 amino acids)
Biological process (GO): protein phosphorylation
Molecular function (GO): protein kinase activity; ATP binding
Source: RefSeq, a predicted model, not a curated record